AUGCUUUUCGUCUCCAAGGCUAUAAAACCAAACUUGUCAUUGAUCUCCUCCCGGUCAGCGGAUUUAAAUCUCCAAUUUAACACAUCUUCACUAAUAAUGGUUGCCGAAAAGAUCACAUGGAAGUCAAUUGAGGGUAAGGAACACCCCACCCUGUCGCCAGGUUUCGUCAGCAACGGACAUGUCUUUACCUCUGGAAUCAUUGGUUCAAACUACGCUACUGGUGAGACGCCUGAAAAAGUGGAAGACCAGGUGCAUCUUGCCAUCAAGAAUUUGGAGGCUGUUUUGAAGGCUGGUGGUUCUUCGCUUGACAAGGUCUUCAAGGUGACGAUGUUCAUCUCGCAUGCCGAAUACUCCAAGGUGGUAAACGAGAUCUAUGGGCAAUACUUUCCCCAAAAGCCAGCCCGUAGUUGUGUGGUUGUUGCCUUUAUGGAUGCUGCUAUCAAGUACGAAUUGGAGGCGAUUGCUACUCUUGAGUAA
Kuraishia capsulata CBS 1993 is the source of this 477-nucleotide messenger RNA. RefSeq lists its product as uncharacterized. Gene Ontology annotation, molecular function: deaminase activity. The record is from RefSeq and is a predicted model, not a curated record. Gene Ontology annotation, cellular component: mitochondrion; cytosol. Lineage: Eukaryota; Fungi; Ascomycota; Pichiomycetes; Pichiales; Pichiaceae. The coding region runs from base 1 to 477 and encodes 158 amino acids. The transcript has a single exon.